This is a messenger RNA of Gigantopelta aegis, 633 nucleotides long. Its product is annotated as cardioacceleratory peptide receptor-like. Gene Ontology annotation, cellular component: membrane. The transcript is spliced from 6 exons. Gene Ontology annotation, biological process: G protein-coupled receptor signaling pathway. Lineage: Eukaryota; Metazoa; Mollusca; Gastropoda; Neomphalida; Peltospiridae. The coding region runs from base 1 to 633 and encodes 210 amino acids. Gene Ontology annotation, molecular function: G protein-coupled receptor activity. The record is from RefSeq and is a predicted model, not a curated record.
AUGUUCGUGGUUGCAUCAUCGUGGGCAAACCUCGUGCGUGUUGGACUCGCGAUGUAUACAGGCAUCAGUUUUUCUCCGAAACGGACGGACAAAUCAUCGAUGAAAUCUUCUAUCAUCAUGCAUUUGACUGCCAUAGCAGAUUUACUUGUCGGCCUGAUCUGUGUAUUAACGGACUUCCUGUCGAAACUCACGAUCGAGUGGCAUGCUGGGAACGUCAUGUGCAAGGUCAUUCAGUACACCCAGGCCGUGGUUACGUACGCAUCAACGUAUGUGUUGGUUUCACUGAGCAUCGACAGAUACGAUGCAGUUGCCAGACCCAUGAAUUUUUCCAGAAGUGCCUACCAGGCCCGGGUGUUGAUAUCGCUGGCGUGGCUGUCGUCGGUGUUGUUCGCUUUACCGGCGAUGUUCCUGUAUCACGAGUCCAAACAGGAGGACCGCUUUCAGUGCUGGAUCGACUUCCCGCAGUUCUGGCAUUGGCAGCUGUUCGUGUGUUUAGUCGCAGUCGUCACCUUCGCUCUGCCAGCGUUGAUUAUUGCCUCCUGUUACGUUGCCAUCAUCCUCAUUAUAUGGUCAAAGGGAGAGAACUAUGUCGGCUCGUCCGAGAGGAAACGAUUGAACACUCAAGCAUCUUAA